AUGUCCGUCCCCGCCUUCACCGCCGCCCUCAUCGCCUCCCAGUCCAACGAGAAGUACACCGCGGAGGUGCAGACCGCCGCGGCCAAGGUCGAUCUCUCGGCUCUAUCGGCGGCCGUCGAGGCCGUGCUGGCUGGCGAUGACGACGCCACGGUCGAGGGCGAGCAGGUCGUUGCCCUGAAGAGCGGCUUCGAGUAUGCCACUGUUCUGGUCAAGAUGUUGACUGCCGAGCCGGGGUCGGAUGAGAAGUUGGAGCUGUACAAGUACUUCAAGCGUGCUCAGAACCAGACGCCCGCUGAGCCGUCGUUUUACCAGAUGGAGGCCAAGUUCAAGUACAACGCGUGGAAGGGAAUCAGCCACAUCAGCGAGUUCCGCGCCCAGGCCCUGUACAUCCAGCAGGUCAACACCCUGGUCGAGAAGUACGGUACCCGCGAUGCUUAG
Aspergillus heteromorphus CBS 117.55 is the source of this 438-nucleotide messenger RNA. RefSeq names its product acyl-CoA binding protein. The record is from RefSeq and is a predicted model, not a curated record. Gene Ontology annotation, molecular function: fatty-acyl-CoA binding. The coding region runs from base 1 to 438 and encodes 145 amino acids. The transcript is spliced from 3 exons. Lineage: Eukaryota; Fungi; Ascomycota; Eurotiomycetes; Eurotiales; Aspergillaceae.